UCCAAAAACGGUUUGACAACUGUUCAGUUGAUCAAACUUAACUUUACGCAAAAAAAACUCAAAAAAAGUUGAAAAUUUGGAAAAGCACAAAGAUUGUAUUGGAGGCGUUUUGAUCUUGAUUCACCUUCUUCCCGACCACACAUAAAAGCCAAAAAAGACGAAUUGUAUUUUAAAUUAUAACUUCUUCUUUUCAUCCUUUCUCAUUCUAUCAUCAUCAACAACAUGUCAGCAACCGUUUCUCCUGCUGUUCAAGCGGCUGAAUUGCCUUCCACAAACGGAAAGACCGAGCAGCCGGCUGCCGGUGAAACUGCAGCUACCAAUGGCGCCUCUUCUCCCAAAUCAGCUGCAGCCACUACUGCCAAACAACAAGCCAGUCAAGCUGCAAACGAUGGCUCUCAACCCAACACUUCAUUGUACGUUGGUGAAUUAGACCCAAGCGUGACUGAAGCCAUGUUGUUCGAAAUUUUCAACAUGAUCGGUCCUGUUUCCAGUAUCCGUGUUUGUCGUGAUGCCGUCACCCGUCGUUCUUUGGGUUACGCAUACGUCAACUUCCUCAACUCUAACGAUGGAGAACGUGCAAUGGAACAAUUGAACUACUCUUUGAUCCGCGGUCGUCCUUGCCGUAUCAUGUGGUCUCAACGUGACCCUGCCUUGCGUAGAACUGGUCAAGGUAACAUCUUUAUCAAGAAUUUGGAUGAAGGUAUUGACAACAAGGCUUUGCACGAUACAUUCUCCGCUUUCGGUAACAUUUUGUCUUGCAAGGUUGCUGUUGGUGAGGCCGGUAGCUUAGGUUACGGUUUCGUCCAUUACGAAACCCAAGAAGCCGCUGACAACGCCAUCGAGCACGUCAACGGAAUGUUGUUGAACGACAAAAAGGUUUACGUCGGUAACCACAUCCCCAAGAAGGAGCGUUUGCAAAAGAUUGAAGAAGCCAAAGCUCGUUUCACUAACGUUUAUGCCAAGAACGUUGACCCUGAAGUGACUCCUGAAGAGUUCGAAGCAUUGUUCACUAAAUUCGGUCCCAUCACUUCAUGCGCUUUAUCCAUUGAUGAGGAUGGUAAGAGCAGAGGAUUCGGUUUUGUUAACUACGAAAACCAUGAUUCCGCUCAAAAUGCAGUCACUGACUUGCACGAUAUCGACUUCCACGGUCAAAAAUUGUUCGUCGCUCGUGCUCAAAAGAAGACUGAACGUGAAGAAGAAUUACGUCGUUCUUACGAAGCUGCCAAGAACGAAAAGUUGUCUAAAUUCGAGGGUGUUAACCUUUACCUCAAAAACAUUCCUGAAGAAUUCGAUGACGAACGUUUGCGUGAAGAAUUUGCACCUUACGGUACCAUCACUUCAUGCAAGAUCAUGCGUGCUCCCUCAGGUAUCUCUCGUGGCUUCGGUUUCGUUUGCUACUCUGCUCCAGAUGAAGCAAACAAAGCCGUUGCUGAGAUGAACGGUAAGAUGAUGGACAACAAGCCCCUCUACGUCGCUUUAGCUCAACGCAAAGAGACACGUCGUCAACAAUUGGAAGCUCAAAUCAUGCAACGUAACCAAUUGCGUUUGCAACAACAAGCUGCUGCUGCAGGUGGUAUGCCAGGUUACCCUGGUCAACCAAUGUACUACCCCCAACCUGGCUUCCCUGGUCAACCUGGAGGUGGAAUGAUGCAACGUCCUCGUUAUGCUCCUGCUGGAAUGAUGCCUCAAGGAAUGGGAAUGCCAUACGGUCAAGGUCCACAACAAUUCCCAGGUGGUGGAAUGAUGCCUCCUCAAGGCUACAGACCACCUCGUCCACGUGGUGCACCAAAUGCUGGCGGUAUGCCAGGCGGUGUCCGACCUGGAAUGGUGAACGGUGGUAUGGGCGGACAAGGCGGUCCUCGUCCCGGUCAACCUAUGCCCGGACAAAUGGCACCCCGUGGAGCAGUUCCACCAGCAGGUGCUCGUCCCGGUCGUCCUCAAGCAUCUCCUAACGGACAACCUGCUCUCACCGCUGCUGCUUUGGCCAAUGCAGGACCUGAAGAGCAAAAGCAAAUGUUGGGUGAGGCUAUUUACCCAAAGAUUGCUGCAAGUCACUCUGAAUUGGCCGGUAAAUUGACUGGUAUGAUUUUGGAAUUGCCCGUUAGUGAAUUGUUGCAUUUGCUCGAAGAUACGGAGGCUUUGGAUGCAAAGGUUGCCGAAGCAUUGGAUGUGUUGCGUGAAUUUGAACGUAAUGACGCUGCUCAAGCUCCCGCUGCUGCUGAAGAAUAAGUAUGUGUUCUCGCUUAAUGAUCCCCCCCCCCCUUUCUUUUUGUUU
Molecule: messenger RNA, 2275 nt
Organism: Meira miltonrushii
Lineage: Eukaryota; Fungi; Basidiomycota; Exobasidiomycetes; Exobasidiales; Brachybasidiaceae
Product: polyadenylate binding protein
Exons: 1
Coding region: 223-2229 (668 amino acids)
Cellular component (GO): ribonucleoprotein complex
Molecular function (GO): RNA binding
Source: RefSeq, a predicted model, not a curated record